Molecule: messenger RNA, 2708 nt
Organism: Cololabis saira (Pacific saury)
Lineage: Eukaryota; Metazoa; Chordata; Actinopteri; Beloniformes; Belonidae
Gene: c22h8orf34
Product: chromosome 22 C8orf34 homolog
Exons: 15
Coding region: 371-2254 (627 amino acids)
Source: RefSeq, a predicted model, not a curated record
CCGGUGCAUGGAUGGGAGUGGCGGUGGCACCGUUCACACCAGCAGCCAGUGAGCGGAACAUUUGUAAUCUGUUGUCACAGAGCUGCGGUGCCAUUGGUUUGUGCCGGGAGUGAGCGAGGGAAGGCUGGGAAGGUCCCGGGCUGAGUCUCCGCGAUGCGCCGCUCUCUCAACGCUUAACGCUCACCCCGACUCAACUUAACCCAGUCCCAUCCGCAGCCUGCUCGCUCACAUCUCUCCAUUUUUUUUUAUCAUGUCUUUUUUUCGGUCAAUUUGGUCACCGAGGCGCCUCUUGAAGGACGAAUGACUCCACCGGCUCACCUCAUGAUUUCAUUCUGCUGAAAGCUCCUGCCGAGGCACAACAGUUUUCUUCAUGGCGUCUCCUCAACAAUCAAGAAUUCAGUCGUAUCUAGAAAGGAAUAAAAUCGGACCCCUGUUUGAGGAGUUGAUGACCAAAUUGAUAACUGAGACUCCAGACCAUCCAAUCCCUUUUCUCAUUGAUCACCUGCAGACCAAGCAAGACAGCCCUGGCAAGUUGCACAGAGCUCUCUCUGGCUCGGCAGCGCUGUGGGCACAGAGCUCCCCAGAAAACAAAAACACUCGAAGGGACAACAGCAACUUUGAGAAGCCGUGGCAAAUUCACCCGAAGAAACCAAAAAAGUCAAAGAGCGACCUGGCAGUUUCCAGCAUCUCUCCCCCAUCACCAGAAUCCAAGUCUCUGCCGCGGUCAAUCGAGUACCCGUCCUGGGACUGGAGGGAGAGCCGGGACUUUGAUGAGCUCAACCACAUUUUGCAGGAGAGCAAGAAGCUCGGGAAGGCUCUGGAGAGCCUGUCGCGCAGCAUUGCCAUCUCAGACGAGCUUGACCAGAACUGCUAUGGCUACAACUCGCUUAUGCGCCCUCGGGUGGUGGGGGAGUGGGCUGGACGGGAAGAAGACGACGCCGACCCCCUGGCUGCGGAGAUGCUGCAUCCCCCCGUCCCCCGGUCCAAAACUGAAGUGUGCUGGAGCAGAGACAACAGCCCGGCAGGGAGCCUGAAGAUGGAAACAAAGAGUAAAGGGCUCAAGGAGCAGCAGCAGCAUCACAAGAAGCUCUUGGCAGCCAUGUUGUCCCAGGACUCCUUUGAUUCACUCAACAGCCCCGCCCCCUCCGUUGCAGAGGAAGAGAUUGAGGACGAGGACGAUGCCAUGGAGCUUCUGGAGGACCUGGAUGACCUGCGUAUGGAGGGCGUGACGGGGCUGGCUCCAUCCGGCAGUAAGUUCAGCCAAGGCCGCAGCUCCUAUCAGGCUGAACCACAGGCCAAAGUCACACUCAACAUCUGCUCUCGGUGUGCCAGGUUGCAGGGCGACACGCUAUCAGACAGCCGAUCUGAAGAGGAGCGCAGGCCUCACAUAUCUGAACAGGCUGUACCUGACAUCUCCUCGCCACUGCCCGGGGUGGACAUGGUGACGGGUCGGCUGCUGGAAUGCGAGGCCUUAUCUCAAGUGUCAGCCUCUCGUCAGGCUGUCUGGGAGGCUGACUUGAAGGCUGUGAGAGGUGGGAGCUCUGUUGGGCAGACGGGCCUGCUACUGGGCGACUCCCUCUUCUCUAAAGAGCUGGAGAGCAUGGGCAAACAGCUCGCGGAGGUUGAGAAGGACCUGGCCAAGCUGGCAGAAGUAGGGAAGAUGACCACUCGGACCUCCAAUAACCCGCACGGUAGUCUCCUCCACUCCCCCCUGCACCACAGAGCGCUGCCGGACACGCUUCCUCUCGCCAGCCUCGUCUCCAGGCCCCAGUCUCCCGCCGGCGGCCUCUCCGGCAAGCCCUGCGGCAUCGGCCUCCCUCUGCUCAGCCCCAAGCCCAGCUCCACAAACCUGGGCUGGACUAAAUCUCCCAGCAACCCGGGGAGCAGGACUCAAACCCCGAGAACGCCCAGCAGGCCGCUGACCCCGAAUAGCUUGCUGACACGCUCCACUUAUAACCCCGGAUCUCAUAAAGAGGUGACAUUCAGGAGGUCACGGAGCCGCCCUGUGACGCCCACAAGUCAGCCAAUACUUCCCCGACCGCUGCUCACCCCUCCAGGACUAAGCACCACAGACAGCCUCGGGGCCAGCCUUCGGGCGUAUCUUUCUGAGGACGAGUUUUACCAGCAGUUGCAGGCCAUCAGACAACCUUGGCAUAUUCCCAGUGACACAGACAGUGACAUCCUGGAGCCUCCCGAACAGGAUAAGAGCGGUUCACAAGAUGCCAGUAAGAGAUCUGUGUUUUCAGGCCUAUAGUGAUGAAGACCAGAGACACUGAUCCAAUUAAACUAUUAUGCAAACCACUGGACAUUUUCAGUAUGUACACAGAGACAAUUAUUUUUUAUAAACCAUAUGAAUGAAAAAAAAAAAAAGAUUGUAUACUUUUUCACAGAUAUUUCAUAGAAUUGUACUGUAACUCUAUGAUAAAAUGAGAAGAUUAUUAUUUGAGAAUGUGGAAUAUGCCAUCUAUUUUUGUUUGCUCCAAAGCAUGCUAUUGAACUUCUACAUGGAGUCUUACAAGACAGAUGCAUUUUACUGGUGACAGACUCGUUUUUUAGGCCUAGUGGAUAUUCACAUUGUGAGGACAACACACCGAUAUUGACAAAGUGAUUAUUGACACGCACUGUUGAAAAGUUGGUGUUUAUCCGAUAGCAAAUAGGCAAGUUGUAGAGAGAAUACAUGGAAUGCUGUUUUUGUUCAUUAAAAUAAU